Molecule: messenger RNA, 1497 nt
Organism: Fibroporia radiculosa
Lineage: Eukaryota; Fungi; Basidiomycota; Agaricomycetes; Polyporales; Fibroporiaceae
Exons: 3
Coding region: 1-1497 (498 amino acids)
Source: RefSeq, a predicted model, not a curated record
AUGAACGGAAACGACGACGCAGAGCGGCCUACCGAGAGGACGCCUCUGCUAAACACGGGCCACAUCGGAAACAUUGAUGUGCUGCCUAUAUUACCCUGCAUUGAGCCCUUGGUGGUGUCACAAGAGGCAAAGGAUGUCGCGGUUUCCUCGUUACGUGACCUAUGCCCUGACCCUGCAUUGAGCCCCGCAGUCAGAACGUCUUUCUCUCUUGUUGUUCUUUUCUACUUGAGGAAACGUCUUAUCUUUCGCCGACAAUCGAAUGCCGAUAUUUGGGAGCAAUGGUCAAGAGAGCAACGCAACAUUGAAGUUUUAGGAAUCCUGGACAACGAAAUUCGGUCAGUCUGGGCGGGCUUCUUGGACGUGCAACGGUCAGAUGAGGACAUUCAGACUGUUCUAUGGCAAUGUUUCCCAUAUGAUGGAGAGGGCGUGCGUGCGCAGCGAGAAUUUAUCCACCAGCUUGAUGUGAUGCCGCAUGAUUUUUUGGCAAAUGACAUCGUACUUCGCAGUAUCUUUCAGACAUGGGCACACGGUCGUAGUACCACGAAUCAUAGGUCGUCGUUCAUUGCGCGAUCACUAGGCAGGCUAGAUGUUUUGUGCACCCCUAGAGUGCUACAUGCCGUUGACUUGCUCUUCUACAUGGGCUAUCUUGUUUUAUUUGCAUAUUUUCUGGUAUUUCCGCGGACUGGAUAUUCCCAUAGUAUUCAGGAGCGUUCGGCCCCAGAUGUUCAAGAAAUCCUUCUCAUUGUCUACACGGUAUCUACUCUUUUCCAACCACCAUCCGGUAAACUCGUUCCGUCUGUCUUGGUCCUACUUGCUUUUCUGUCCCAUCUCCCGUACUCCCCAUCUCCCAACGACUUCGCAUAUGGCGUGCUAUUAUUUGCCUUCGCGUGGAACGUCGUCGGACUGCACCUUCCUCAACAUCCCAGCCCGCUUUACUUGCUACCAUUAUCCAGAAUACUUCCCCUGGCCGUGUUGGUCUGGCAUGGGGUCUCCCGCGUGUUCGCACCAGUGGUCGUAUUCUUCCUGCCUGCCUUGCUGGUCUCCUUGUUUCUCUUGUCCACUUCGCUAUCGGACGUCUUCCUGCAGGGUCUUACCAUAGGCAGCCUCGUCCCUGCACCCAUAGAGUCUCGUGUACUAUUCCUGAUCCUUAUUUCCGUGCUACUCAUACUACUUCUAUGUUCUCUUGUGAUGCUGGUAUUGGUGUACCCCGCACUACUGUCAAAAAUUCCACCGAGUCCUUGGGAUCAGUACUCAGAGACCAUCGGUCUGGAGGCGCGCAGCGUGUUCAUUCGCUUGGUGUUGACAUAUGCGGAACCGUACUCGUUCCGGCCACCCUUUAGCCUUGUGCAAGCUCUCGUACGAAUGCCAAUUACUUUGGCGUCAUUUGUUGGCAGGAGAAAACAGGAUCAUAGAGCGGACAAGGUGGAGCGGGUUGUAUGGAGGAUUGUGGUCGCGCCGCUGGCAUGUCUGAUCGCGAUUUUCUGGAUGUGGAAUUGA